GCUGGCAGACAUCCGUGAGCUUCCAGUGUCUGAGAGAGGAUUGAGUGGAGCGGUUCCUGCCGGAGGGAACCGGAGCGGGAUCUGAGCGACGCCGCCAACGGAUACGAGUCGUCCGGGAAAGACUCUGAGGGCAGAGAAGACCACUCAGACGGAUCUAAGCGGGUCGAGUCGGAUAUGGACCCCCAGGACAGGCCCUGCCUGGACCCAGCAGCGGUGCUGUCCCCGCUAGGCGGGGCUCGGCUCUGCCAGGUACUUCUAGCGGGUGUCACUGUCACCCUAGUGGCCUAUGGGGCGGGUCACAGAGGACCCUAUGGGACUUUCUGCAUGGCGGCAUGGUGCCUGUGCCUGGGGGCAUCGCUGGCAGAGUUUCUGCUGGAGGCGACGCGGGCCGGGCGCCGGCUGCCCGUGUCCUGGCCUGAGCUGACCGCGGCAGUGACCAUGCUGCUCGCCUUGCUGAGUGGCGCCGCCUCCCUCAUCUACCCCCUGGUGUUCCUGCGCUCCGCCUGUCCAUACGGUGACUGCGGGGGGCGGGACUAUCGCAUCGCCGCCACCGCCUGCUCCUGCGCCUGCUGCGCCGCCUUUGCCGCCGAGCUCCGCCUUGCCCGCAUGCGACGGGGCCGCCCGCCUGCCUACAUGGCCACGUGCCCAGGGCUGCUGAAGGUCGCCCAGGCUGCCAUCACUGCCGUCAUCUUCGGCUUCCUGGCCUGCGACGGCGAGUUUGGCCGCUACCCGCCAGCGCUCUACUGCGCUGUGGCCUUGGCGCUCUGCUUGGUAGCCGGCCUGGCAGUGGUGGGGCUGGCCGUGUGUGGCAGACAUGCGUCCACAUGCCUGGCCGCAGCCUGCAGCCUGAUCGGUGCCCUUUUCCACGCCAGCGCCGUCGCCGUCUGGCACGUCUUCUGUCUGCAGACACGGCGGCCUGGCCCUGGCGGGGGGCAGGGCGGCUGUCCACGCGGGAGCUGCCCCUGGGACAGCCGGCUGGCGGUGGCUGCCUUCGCCUACGUCAACCUGCUGCUGUACGCCGCCGACUGCGCCUGCACCCUGAGGGCCUGCUGGGCCUCCCGCCGUUCCUCCGCCGCUCCCUCAGACCCCACCAGACGCAUCUCCUUCCUGAAGAACAGCCGGCGACCACAGUCCACCUGGACCCCCCACAGAGUCUACCUGGUCUCCUAACCCCCUUGCAGACCACUCCCCCCCACGGCUCCCCCAUCUUCCUGGGUGUCACCUCCCUGAAUCCCUACCCAGUCGUUUUACUGCCCUGUCCACGGGCACUUCUACAAUCCAUCCUCAGGCUGCCAUCGCCCCCCCUCCCGCCCCCCCGGACUUCCAGAUGGUGCCGGGACAGAAGCCCCCACAGCUUCCCUGCACCUCCCCCUCCCCCCAAAGACCCGCCCUUGAUCCCCGGGACGGAUCCAGCUGCCUCAGCGAGAGCCACCGGUGCUGACUGGGGCUGGCCCGGCGGAUCAGCAGAUUAGCCGCACGCUCAGCCCCGGCUCCCGGACGGACUUGUCAGCCAAAUGUGCUUCUCAUCUCUCAGCCCAAGGCCCGUAAUCCCGGCUCAGUGGGUCUUAGGCCACGUCUGCUGCACCGGCUAGUCGCGGGGUCCGCGUAGACGCCGGGGUUUCCAUGGCGAUGCCGCCCCCGUCUACGUGGCGUUCGCUGUCGUUUCUAUGCUUAUUUAUUUAUUUAUGUAUUUCUUCAUUUUUAUUUCCGGUCAAUGACACGCGCUGCAGGUCAGCUCUCUUUGCAGAGAAGCUUCUAGAAGGGGAUUUGCCUGUCAGUACGUAUGAAACCGGACUGACAUCGCCGUCGGACCCGAUGCUCGGACUGCUCUAACGACCUGCAAACACCGGCAAAUUAAAAGUCCUUCUGAGGACAAUUCAG
Brienomyrus brachyistius is the source of this 1881-nucleotide messenger RNA. RefSeq names its product myeloid-associated differentiation marker-like protein 2. The coding region runs from base 175 to 1170 and encodes 331 amino acids. Lineage: Eukaryota; Metazoa; Chordata; Actinopteri; Osteoglossiformes; Mormyridae. The transcript has a single exon. Gene Ontology annotation, cellular component: membrane. The record is from RefSeq and is a predicted model, not a curated record.